Molecule: messenger RNA, 912 nt
Organism: Monopterus albus (swamp eel)
Lineage: Eukaryota; Metazoa; Chordata; Actinopteri; Synbranchiformes; Synbranchidae
Product: cell division control protein 42 homolog
Exons: 6
Coding region: 141-716 (191 amino acids)
Biological process (GO): small GTPase-mediated signal transduction
Molecular function (GO): GTP binding; GTPase activity
Source: RefSeq, a predicted model, not a curated record
AACGUAAUUACGUGGUAUUUCACAACGCAACGUGUCCCUGUUCUGCUGACUGGGAAGCCCCUAGCACAGAGCUGCCAACGCCCGGCGUAAAGACAGAGGAUACGAUCUUGAAUGAGGAGUGAAGACUGUAAAAUACAGCUAUGCAGACCAUCAAGUGUGUUGUAGUUGGUGACGGUGCUGUGGGUAAAACAUGCCUGCUCAUUUCUUACACCACAAACAAGUUUCCCUCUGAAUACGUACCUACGGUGUUUGAUAACUAUGCUGUAACUGUAAUGAUUGGGGGUGAGCCUUACACCCUGGGCUUGUUUGAUACAGCAGGUCAGGAAGAUUACGACAGGUUACGACCACUGAGUUAUCCCCAGACAGACGUGUUUCUCGUCUGUUUCUCCGUCGUGUCCCCUUCCUCCUUUGAAAAUGUCAAAGAAAAGUGGGUUCCAGAGAUCACUCACCACUGUCCAAAGACCCCCUUCCUGCUAGUUGGCACUCAGAUUGACUUGCGGGAUGACCCUUCCACCAUAGAGAAGCUGGCCAAAAACAAGCAAAAACCCAUAACUCCAGAGACAGCUGAGAAGCUGGCGAGAGACCUCAAGGCUGUGAAAUAUGUGGAGUGCUCAGCCCUCACGCAGAAAGGCCUAAAGAAUGUGUUUGAUGAGGCGAUAUUGGCUGCAUUGGAGCCCCCAGAGCCCAAGAAGAAACGCAAAUGUGUGCUGCUAUAAGAGGCUCCUACCUUUUUCAAAGCACACACACAUAACACACACAUCUUAAAUACAUACACACAAAUACCCCUCUUCCCCUGCCCCCACCCCCUUUCCCUUGCUCUGCUAAGGCUGGUUUACAGCAUUGUCCUCCACAGAGAAGACUAUUAACGGCAACAGCCUACCAAGUUUUAAAUAAAUCUCUGCAAUAAUAAGA